Molecule: messenger RNA, 3854 nt
Organism: Ricinus communis (castor bean)
Lineage: Eukaryota; Viridiplantae; Streptophyta; Magnoliopsida; Malpighiales; Euphorbiaceae
Product: presequence protease 1, chloroplastic/mitochondrial-like
Exons: 19
Coding region: 364-3609 (1081 amino acids)
Biological process (GO): protein processing
Cellular component (GO): mitochondrion; chloroplast
Molecular function (GO): metal ion binding
Source: RefSeq, a predicted model, not a curated record
AUUAAACAAAUGAGCCCAAAAAAGAGAUUCAAACCUUUUCUGCCCCUCCAAGUAAUAAUCAAUCAAUCUAAGUUUGCUUAGAGCACAGAAAUUUCCCCUUUUUCUUUUUUCCAUUUUCUUGUUUUUAAUUAUAUUUUUGUGAACCAUAAAAGAAAACCCAAAACUUGGCCAUUCCCACUGCCACCAGAAACAGAGACUAGUCUCUUGAUAUUUUUUUUCCCUCUCUCCAAUCAAAACAAAACCCCAAAAAAACCCGAACUCAGACCCAUACCUUACCUUACCAUAAACUGAAUUAAAAAGAGCAAAGUCUGCAACUUUUUCUCUUCUCUUGGGCAUUGUUAGGGUUAUCCAAUCCUACUUAUUAUGGAGGGAAAAGCUCUCCUUCGCUCUCUUUCUUGUUCCUCUCUUGCUUACAGCAGAUUCAUUUUGCCUCGCAGAUUCUCUCGCUCUUUCUCUUCUUCACAUCACCUCCACCGUCCAAUAACCGCUCUCUCCACCAGACGCUCCCUCCUCCACCGUCGUAAUUGGCGGUUAUUCCCUGUUGCUGCCACUUCAUCCUCCUCUUCUUCCCGCUUCAAUAAACACUUCUCCUCUCUUUCCCCUGCUGCUGUAGCCACACACCCAGCUCCCUCUUCUCCAGAUGUUGCUGGUGGUGUGCCAAGUGAGGUUGCUGAGAAGCUUGGAUUUCAGAAAGUGUCUGAAGAGUUUAUUGAGGAGUGUAAAUCUAAAGCUGAACUCUUUAGGCAUAAAAAAACUGGUGCUGAAAUUAUGUCUGUUUCUAAUGAUGAUGAGAAUAAAGUCUUUGGCAUUGUUUUCCGUACUCCUCCCAAGGAUUCAACUGGCAUUCCACACAUAUUGGAACACAGUGUCUUAUGUGGGUCAAGGAAGUACCCUUUGAAGGAACCGUUUGUUGAGUUAUUGAAAGGAAGCUUGCAUACUUUUCUGAAUGCCUUCACCUAUCCUGAUAGGACUUGCUACCCGGUCGCCUCCACAAAUACCAAGGAUUUCUACAAUUUGGUUGAUGUAUACCUCGAUGCUGUUUUCUUCCCUAAAUGUGUCGAGGACUACCAAACUUUUCAACAGGAGGGUUGGCAUUUCGAGCUCAAUGAUCCUUCAGAAGAAAUAUCUUACAAAGGUGUUGUUUUCAAUGAGAUGAAGGGUGUCUAUUCCCAACCUGAUAAUAUAUUAGGACGGACUGCUCAACAGGCAGUAUUUCCAGACAAUACCUAUGGGGUUGAUAGUGGAGGUGAUCCAAAAGUCAUCCCUCAAUUGACAUUUGAGCAAUUUCAGGAAUUUCACCGCAAAUAUUACCACCCCAGCAAUGCCAGGAUAUGGUUUUACGGAGAUGAUGAUCCAGUUGAGCGCUUACGCAUCCUAAGUGAGUAUCUAGAUAUGUUUGAUGCAAGUUCAGCUCCAAAUGAGUCAAAGGUCAAGCCGCAGCAACUUUUCUCAAAGCCAGUCAGGAUUGUUGAGAAAUAUCCAGCUGGUGAAGGAGGUGAUCUUAAAAAGAAACAUAUGGUAUGCCUGAACUGGCUGCUUUCUGAUAAACCUCUGGAUUUAGAAACUGAGCUUGCGCUUGGGUUUAUGGAUCAUCUUAUGUUGGGAACUCCUGCUUCUCCCUUGAGAAAAAUUUUACUGGAAAGUGGUCUAGGAGAUGCAAUUGUUGGUGGUGGGAUUGAAGAUGAGCUUCUUCAGCCUCAAUUUAGCAUUGGAUUGAAGAAUGUUGCUGAGGAGGAUAUUGAAAAGGUGGAAGAAUUAAUCAUGAGUACACUAAGGAAAUUAGCAGAGGAAGGAUUUGAGACAGAUGCUGUGGAGGCAUCCAUGAAUACAAUUGAGUUUUCUCUCAGGGAAAAUAACACAGGCUCAUUUCCUCGUGGUUUAUCACUGAUGCUUCGGUCCAUGGGUAAAUGGAUAUAUGAUAGGGAUCCGUUUGAGCCUUUAAAGUAUGAGAAGCCUUUGUUGGACCUAAAAGCUCGAAUCGCUAAGGAAGGUUCUAAAGCCGUUUUUUCUCCUUUAAUUGAGAAAUUCAUUUUGAAGAAUCCUCAUUGUGUAACUGUGGAAAUGCGGCCUGAUCCAGAGAAAGCUUCUCGUGAUGAGGCUGCUGAGAGAGAAAUCUUGGAGAAAGUGAAAGGCAAUAUGACAGAAGAGGAUCUUGCUGAACUUGCGCGCGCAACACAGGAACUAAGAUUGAAGCAGGAAACUCCUGACCCACCAGAAACUUUGAAGACUGUGCCAAGCCUCUCUCUUAAUGACAUUCCCAAAGAACCCAUACGCGUCCCCACAGAGGUUGGGGAUAUCAAUGGAGUGAAAGUCUUGAGGCAUGACCUUUUCACAAAUGAUGUCCUUUAUGCAGAAGUUGUCUUUAACAUGAGACCACUAAAGCAGGAACUUCUUCCAUUGGUGCCACUUUUCUGUCAGUCACUGCUUGAGAUGGGUACAAAAGAUUUGACCUUUGUACAACUUAAUCAGUUGAUUGGGAGGAGAACUGGAGGAAUAUCAGUUUAUCCAUUCACAUCAUCUGUUCGGGGCCUGGCGGAACCAUGUAGCCAUAUAAUUGUUCGUGGAAAAGCCAUGGCAGGUCGUGCUGAAGACUUAUUUGACCUGGUUAAUCGUGUUCUUCAAGAAGUGCAGUUCACAGACCAGCAACGUUUUAAGCAGUUUGUUUCCCAAAGUAAAGCAAGAAUGGAGAACCGACUAAGAGGCAGUGGUCAUGGAAUUGCAGCUGCAAGGAUGGAUGCAAAGUUAAAUGUUGCAGGAUGGAUCUCUGAACAAAUGGGUGGCGUCAGUUACUUGGAAUUUUUACAAGGACUGGAGGAGAAAGUUGAUCAAGAUUGGCCUUUAGUUUCUUCUUCUCUUGAGGAAAUUCGUUCAUCAUUGUUAUCAAGGAAUAGCUGCUUGAUAAACUUGACUGCUGAUGGGAAAAAUCUAACGAACUCUGAAAAGCUUGUUGGCAAAUUUCUUGAUUUGCUGCCUAGCAACUCUUUUGCUGACAAUGCUGCUUGGAACGCUCGACUUUCACCUGGAAAUGAAGCUAUUGUGAUACCUACACAGGUUAACUAUGUUGGCAAAGCUGCUAAUCUAUAUGACACUGGUUAUCAGCUUAAUGGGAGUGCUUAUGUCAUUUCAAAAUACAUUAGUAACACAUGGUUGUGGGAUCGAGUGCGUGUCAGUGGUGGGGCAUAUGGAGGGUUUUGUGACUUUGAUACUCACUCAGGAGUCUUCUCCUUCUUAUCCUAUCGAGACCCCAACUUGUUGAAGACACUUGAUGUAUAUGACGGAACUGGUGAUUUUCUACGUGACAUAGAAAUGGAUGAUGACACUCUUACUAAAGCAAUUAUUGGAACCAUAGGAGAUGUGGAUGCAUACCAGCUGCCUGAUGCCAAAGGUUAUAGUAGUUUGUUAAGGUAUUUAUUGGGUGUCACGGAAGAUGAAAGACAGAGGAGAAGGGAAGAGAUAUUAUCAACCAGUUUGAAGGACUUCAAGGAAUUUGCUGAUGCAAUUGAUGCGGUCAAGAGUAAAGGGGUUGUGGUCGCAGUAGCAUCUCCGGAGGAUGUUGACGUUGCAAACAAGGAGUUCCCUAAUUACUUUCAAGUGAAGAAAGCCCUUUAGAAUUUCACCAAUCCCCAGCUAUUGCAGUUUUCCCCAUGCAAUUGUUUUAGCAACUGUACUUUCUCUAUACCAUAUAAAAUGCUCAAGUUUACGAGCCAAUUUUUCAUAGCGCUCAACAUAUUGAUAGAGAGAAGGAAAUUUUUUCUUAUUUGGAACUGAGAACCUUAUUCAAGGGGCUUAAAGGUUUACAUGUAUCUUUACACUGCAAUUUAUCAAAUAUUUGAAAUGUGGGCUUAUGAUGAUAA